AUGAAACAAUCCACUAGUGUGCGGAAGAGAGCCAGCAACCGGCAACCCAUCAAACACACCAAAACCUUCUCCGGCUGUUGGACCUGUCGGGAUCGUCACGUCAAAUGUGAUGAGGGCAGGCCAGAAUGUGCGCGUUGUUUGAAGGGUGGGUUUGAGUGUCAAGGCUACGGCAUUAGACUGGUGUGGGUUGAUCCCGAUACUCAGGAGCGCGAGCAAAACAUCAGGCGAGCGAUUGGUGCGCCUGCUAUCUACGAAGAUGACUCCCGAUUCAUGCAGGUCGAUGUCCCCAAAGCCUUAGAUGCGAUAGAAAGACUGUCUGCGCAGCGUGUUUCGCUGGCCUCGGGACCAUUUUCUGUCUUUGCGCUGAAUCUGUCUGCAGCUGCCAACAAGACUUGCUUAGAGGAUCAGAGGUGGAACUCACUUAACGAUGUGGCCAUGGUAUCCUCUCCCUCCGUUCUCUCGGGGGAAGGAUACAGCGACGACGAUGAAGAAGACGUUUUGGAGACGGUCAUUUCCCCUGUCCUCUUGGAAGCCUCUACGCCGGCCCAUACCUCUGAACUCUCCAACACACUUUAUCCUAGCAGGCAUAGCUUGGAUGCUCGACAUCCAUCGAUAUUACGCCAUCUUGAUCUGCUCCCACGCCCUGCCGAGCAACGAGAACUGAUUCACCAUUGGACUUCAUUUGUGAGCUGGCAUCUGGUCCCCGUGGACCGGGCAGACAAUCCUUUCCGCAGCGUCUUUACGCCUAUGGCUCUCUCUGGGUUAACAUCACCCUCGAAGCAGUCGAAUGGUCAAAUCGCCCUGUUCCACGCUCUGUGUGCCACAUCCGCGUUCAGCCGUGGUCAACUCCUUAACGAUAACGGCCCAGCCUUCACCCUGGCGAUGAAGCACUACAACCUUGCCAUCAUGCACCUCCGCCACAGUUUGGCCAACGUCAAAGAUAGCCGCCAGCUGGACGUUCAGCGUGGCGCCAUUCUCGCCACAAUCACCAUGUUCUCGGCUAUGGACAUGAUCACAGGCAGAUCGUCGGAGUGGCGUACACAUCUACAAGGUGGCGCUUCCUGGCUCGGCACGAUCGAAGGCAACGUGUGGGACCGUGAUAAGAGUUCUUCGAUGGUGUAUCAGGCUUACCUGUCUAUUGCGGCUCUAUGCAACAUUAACCUACCGGCAACCGUCAAUGUGGAGUCUGAUGACUUCCUCGAUCAGAGGCACUAUGUGCUAGAUCGGCUCUUUGGCCUUACACGCCCAAUCUUGAAGAGCAUCGUGAUGAUGAACGCACUCAUAAAACGCUUUCCCAAUUCAGACAUAAGCGCUGAUCCCGAGACAUUGGAUGAGCUCGAACUGCAGUUAUACGAACAGACGCCUGAUAGCCUUGACCUCGAGGGCCUGGACCCCCUAACCAAAGAUCUAACACGACACCAUGCAUAUGUCUUCUACUACGCCUCCCUCAUCUACUUUCAACGCACCGUACGUCGGCGGCCACCGGAUGAGCUGCAAGAGCUGGUCAGAUAUGGGGUCGGACACUUACAAGAGAUUGAAGACCUGGGCGGUGAGGCUAUCGGGUGUACGCUGGCGUGGCCGCCCUUCGUGGUUGCAUGUGAGUGUCUGAGUACGGACCUCCAAGAGCAAAUGCUGGCUUGGUACGUACUGAAAAGGCGGCAUGGCUUCAUGAACCUCGAAAUCUCGAAGGAUAUAGCCAAGGAGCUGUGGCGGAGACGGAGCCUUGCGCCAAAGGAUGUGGACAUCCAGUGGCAGGACGUCCUGAAGGAAAUGAACAUGGAUAUUGUACUUGCUUGA
Molecule: messenger RNA, 1797 nt
Organism: Capronia coronata CBS 617.96
Lineage: Eukaryota; Fungi; Ascomycota; Eurotiomycetes; Chaetothyriales; Herpotrichiellaceae
Exons: 1
Coding region: 1-1797 (598 amino acids)
Biological process (GO): positive regulation of transcription by RNA polymerase II
Cellular component (GO): nucleus
Molecular function (GO): DNA-binding transcription factor activity, RNA polymerase II-specific; zinc ion binding; transcription cis-regulatory region binding
Source: RefSeq, a predicted model, not a curated record